Molecule: messenger RNA, 1221 nt
Organism: Neospora caninum
Lineage: Eukaryota; Apicomplexa; Conoidasida; Eucoccidiorida; Sarcocystidae
Product: putative thiF family domain-containing protein
Exons: 7
Coding region: 1-1221 (406 amino acids)
Biological process (GO): protein ufmylation
Cellular component (GO): cytoplasm; cytosol
Molecular function (GO): UFM1 activating enzyme activity
Source: RefSeq, a predicted model, not a curated record
AUGGCCGAAACCCCUUCCGGAACGCCCGGUGUGCGGCCGAAAAUCGCAGAGAUGAGCGCCGUCGUCCGCGAUGACAAUCCGUACUCGCGCCUCAUGGCUCUGCAAAGGAUGGGAGUAGUGGAGGAGUACCGCGCAAUCAGAGACAAGGCCGUCCUCGUCGUUGGCGUCGGCGGCGUCGGCAGCGUAGCCAGUGACAUGCUCGCCCGCUGUGGCGUCGGAAAAUUGAUUCUGUUCGACUACGACAAAGUCGAACUCGCCAACAUGAAUAGGCUCUUCUUCACCCCGAAGCAAUGCGGCCAAAGCAAAGUUGAGGCCGCGCGCGCGACGCUGUUGGAGAUCAAUCCAGACGUGACUAUUGAAGCGCACAACUGUAACAUUUGCUCCGACUUUGACCUUUUCUUUGACCGCAUCAUCAACGGCGGCCUCCCUGUGUCGUCUCGCUCGGAGACAGGAGAGGCCGUGGAGAGACGCCCGCCGGUGUCGCCUUCUCUCGAACAGAAGGGCCAGUGCCCCGUCGACUUGGUUCUCAGCUGCGUUGACAACUUCGCCGCCAGAAUCACCAUCAGCCAGGCGUGCAAUGAGGCAGGUGUUCUGUGGAUGAACAGCGGCGUCAGCGAGAGCGCGACGAGCGGCCAGAUCCAGACGUGCAUCCCGGGGCUCCUCGCCUGCUUCCAGUGCGCCCCUCCGUACGUCGUGGCGACGAGUGGAGACGAAAAGGCCAUCAAACGCGAGGGCGUGUGUGCAGCUUCUCUUCCCACGACCAUGGGAAUUGUUGCAGGUCUUCUCGUCCAAAAUGCUCUCAAGUACCUUCUCACCUUUGGGCAGACAACGCCCUUUCUCGCGUACAAUUCGCUCGACGAUUUCUUUCCCUCCUUCACGAUGCAGCCGAAUCCUCAGUGCGCUGACGCGUGGUGCAGAAAAAGACAGGCAGAGGUUUCAGAGAAAGCGAUUCCCCUUUCGUCUUAUUUUUUGACUUCCAAGCAACAGACCGAAGCAGAGGGCGGUCAGAAGGCGGAUGUCCAUGAAGACAACCCGUUCGGCAUAUCUCUAGUGGACGAAGGCUCCAAUUCGACAGCAAAGCGCCCGUCUUCAUCUUCCGCAUCUUCCUCGUCUCCCGCUUCAGCUGCCAACGAAGCCUCUGUGCAGCAAACAGAGAAGAAGUCUGUUGACGGCGUGAGCAUUCACGAUCUGAUGGCGCAGAUGAAGCUCCUGCAAAGUUAA